This is a messenger RNA of Cololabis saira (Pacific saury), 2748 nucleotides long. RefSeq names its product ubiquitin-conjugating enzyme E2Q family-like 1 (gene ube2ql1). The transcript is spliced from 3 exons. Bases 378 to 1262 code for a protein of 294 amino acids. NCBI's taxonomy places the organism in Eukaryota, Metazoa, Chordata, Actinopteri, Beloniformes, Belonidae. The record is from RefSeq and is a predicted model, not a curated record.
UUGAAGCAGGAGCUGCUGCAGCUGCGCGCACACACCGCGGCUGGUCUCUGCAGUUCUCCCCCGGCAGCUGCUGUGGAUGCUGGGAGCCUGCAGUCUCGCCUUUACGCACGGCCGGAUCCCUGCAGAACGGCGCACCACACGGACGUGCAGCCUACUGGUGGAGACGAUGCAGUGAGGAGGAAGCAGCAAGGCUCCCUCCGGAUUGUGUUCAUCCUGAGGCUGCAGAGAACGGAGGAGGGGGAGAUUGCGGUAUAACAAGGUUAAUACUAAUAAUAAUAAUAAUAAUAAGCACCGAUAAAGGUCAAGGAGCCGGCUCGGGAAAAAAAGGGUGAAUCUCGCCCUUGAGCGGCGAAAACAUAAAGUCUGUAAAAAAAAUUAUGGCCACCCUACUGCGGAAAAUCGGUCUGAUCCGCCUGCACGACCGAGACACGGAGGACCCGAAGCACCACCAGGGCUCGUUAAAGGGGACCAAAGGGAGCCAGAAAAACCACAACAAACACUGUCAGACCGCCAACGAGACCAACAUCCUGAGCACCCCGGAGAUCAAGGCGAGGAAGCUGGACCAGCACGCCAGAGACAACAAGCCGUCCGGCAGAGACAAGCAGCAGGGCAAGGAUGCGAAGGAGAAGCAGCAGCAGCAGCUUCAGCAGCAGCAGCAGCAGCAGCUGCAGCAGCAGCAGCAGCAGCAGCAGCUGCAGACCACCACGGCCACCGGCGCAUCCUCCAUCCCGGCGCCGCACCGGCAGCACUGCACCCAGGUGCGGACGCGCAGGCUCAUGAAGGAGUUGCAGGAGAUCCGGAGACUAGGGGACCACUUCAUCACCGUGGAGCUGGUGGAGGACAACCUGUACGACUGGAACGUCAAGCUGCACCAGGUGGACAAGGACUCGGCGCUGUGGCAGGACAUGAAGGAGACCAGCACCGAGUUCAUCCUGCUCAACGUCACCUUUCCCGACAACUUCCCCUUCUCGCCGCCGUUCAUGCGGGUGCUGACGCCCCGGCUGGAGAACGGCUACGUGCUGGACGGAGGGGCCAUCUGCAUGGAGCUGCUGACCCCCCGGGGAUGGUCCAGCGCCUACACGGUGGAGGCCGUCAUGAGGCAGUUCGCCGCCAGCCUCGUCAAAGGACAGGGCCGCAUAUGCAGAAAAGCAGGAAAGUCCAAGAAAGCUUUCAGUCGCAAGGAGGCCGAGGCCACCUUCAAGUCGCUGGUGAAGACCCACGAGAAGUACGGCUGGGUGUCCCCGCCCGUGUCCGACGGCUGAGCGCCGCGCCCGCCCCGCCCGCCCGCCGGCCGCCCCUCGGCCCCCCGCGCUAGCCGUGCGAACCCAGCUAGCCCUGACACGCAAAACGACACACCACGCUACUCCACAACUGCUCUUCUUCACCUCUGGCUGUUUCAACCCAGUUUUAUUCUGUUUCUUUCCGUGUGUGUGUGUGUGUGUGUGUGAAAUAGUCGUAGAGCUCGACAUGCAGUCAUUCUCAUCUCUACUCUACUCCAUAGAAGAAAAAGACAGAAACACAGCCUCAUGGUUCACUUCCUCCUCGCCUGGGGAGUCUCCCCCCCCCCCCCGCCCUGGAAAAGGCCUGCGAGGGAGGAGUGUGCAUGUGUGCAUGUGUGUGUCGCCAUCAGGCAUCAGCUGAGCGCACGGCGUGCACACGCGCCGGAGUGUGCAUCGCUUUUCCAGGAUUUAUUUCUUUUUCUGUCCCCCCCCCCCCGCCUGCUCGUGCACACCCGUGCACGUGCAGACAGACAGACUGGACUCUGCAGACUUUUUCCACCCAUCGUGAAAGACUACUGAAUGACGACGCUUGGUUUCUCUCUCUCUCCCCCUCUCCUCUGAGUCUGUCCCUCGCUCCUUUCCUCCCUCUCGCACCGAGCCUUCGUCGCAAUCUCUCUCUCUCUCUCUUUCCUCCUCUGUAGCUGUGGGGUCAUUUACAUAUAAAUGAAGCUGUUAAUGUUUAAUAGACGGGCAGUGCGCUGGCGUUUAUACCCACUCAUCCCCCCCUCAUUUCCCUUCUUUCUUUCGACUGUGCUGCUGCUCACAGUUCAAUGCAACAUAAAGAUUGUAAUUUACAUGGAGCUGUGCUCUCGUUCUUUCUUUAACUCGCUUUGUUUCUCUCUUGUCUCUUGUGGCUAAAUUUAGACCGCAUUGUUGCGUAGUUGGUUAUUGAUUCCUAAAGAAGAAGAAGAAGAAGGAAAAAAAAAAGUCACAUGUUGCGUAAUCCAGAGAGCAUGUACGAUAGAAGUCAGUCACCUUUAUUUCUUUUUCUGUCGACUCUGAUGUUUAGAGUGUGUGUGUGUGUGUGUGUGUGUGUGUGUGUGUGUGUGUGUGUGUGUGUGUGUGUAAAUGGACCUUAAAUCUCAUGAUUUAGAUACCAGAUGGUACAGCUGAAGGCCAGGACUCAGUGUGUGUGUGUGUGUGUGUGUGUGUGUGUGUGUGUGUGUGUGUGUGUGUGUGUGUGUGUGUGUGUGUGUGUGUGUGUGUGUGUGUGUGUGUGCGUGUGUGUGUGUGUGUGUGUGUGUGUGUGUGUGUGCGUGUGUGUGUGAGAGAGAUACAGAGAACAAAGGAAGCAACCCUUUAAACAGUGAAGAAUAUGAUUUACUGUGAAUGACACCACGGCCUAAAGGGAGUGUUGUAUUUCGCUAAAUGACUGGCCACCUUGUUGCGCUGUCCGCGCCGGCUCCUUACUGAUGUUACUGUACACGCGUGCACGUACCAGCGUCUGUCUCUCUGCCACCCACGUCAG